This is a messenger RNA of Epinephelus moara (kelp grouper), 1023 nucleotides long. It is a transcript of the gene nr2c2ap, whose product is annotated as nuclear receptor 2C2-associated protein. The transcript is spliced from 5 exons. NCBI's taxonomy places the organism in Eukaryota, Metazoa, Chordata, Actinopteri, Perciformes, Serranidae. The record is from RefSeq and is a predicted model, not a curated record. The coding region runs from base 113 to 538 and encodes 141 amino acids.
CUUGUGGCGGGAAGAGGAACCGCUACCUAGGCGUAUACGUCACUGUCGCAAAAAAAAAAAAGCACAGAGCGGCCGCUAGCUUUACGGCAGUUUGUGAUUUAAAAAUUUAGACAUGGCAGCCUCGUUGAUUUGCAGCGAAACUCAAAGCAGGGUGAGUUCAGUGCUAAACAGAGAUGUGAAGCAGUACGGGAAGAAGUACAUGUUUGACUGCAACGAAGAGACGUGCUGGAACUCAGACCAGGGUGAAUGUCAGUGGGUGUCUCUGGAGUUCCCCCAGUCUGUCAAGGUGUUGGAGUUGAAAGUCCAGUUCCAGGGAGGCUUCUCAGCAAAAACCUGCAGACUACACGGUUGCCCAAAGGAUGGAGCCUUUACAGAGAUCUGCCAGUUUUACCCAGAGGACGACAACUCUCUUCAGAGCUUUCCCAUACAGGAGGCCCCUGCAGUGGACAAAGUAAAAAUAAUGUUUGAGAAUAGUGCCGACUUUUUCGGGAGGAUUAUUGUUUAUUCCUUGGACGUCCUCGGGGAGAAAGCCUCAUGACCAUUUUUUAAAAUGCUCUCGUGAGAGAGGAAGUGACUCCUGAGUACAGGACACAGGAUGGUGUGGUGGCACUUGGGAAACAUGUCAUCUGCUCUGCCACCUCAUGAACUGAUGUGUAUGUGGCCUUUUUUGGUAUGGAGGCUUUCAGAGAUCUGUCAAGCCAUCUCACUCGUCAUUACUCAAACACAGAAGGCUUUGCAUUGAGUCGGAUUGAUGUUUAAUUGCAGAUGUAACGGGUUUCUUGUGAUUAUAAAAGCACUUGUAAUCAUACUCUACGCUUGUAUUGUGCCUUUGAGUUGAAGCACCAUUCCAGUGGAACACACAGUAUAAAAAUAUUUUUUAUUAAAACAUGUUUACAAUCCUUUUUUGCUGUCCUUCAGCCAAACAAAAUAAUUUCUGCUGCUCAACGUUGCAUUAUAAGUUUUUGUACACUGUAAUACAUACAAUGUAAUGCAUUAAUGGAAUAAACCAUUUGUAAAAAAACA